AUGGGUUCUUAUACCAAGCAAACCCCAGCUCAAUUGGCUGCAUCAGUUGGCAAAUUUUUUGGCUGGCAGAGAACCUCCAGGCUCGAACUUAGCAAGGAAAUGGUCUCAAUCACUGUCGGCAAAGACAAAGAUGCACAAAAAUUUCUAGUCCACUCGGAUUUGAUCACUUAUCAUCACCCUCGUCUGUUCUGCGAUGUUCGUAUGUCGAAAGUGGGAAAUGAAAUUCUGAGGGGUUACUUUGAUGUAUACCAACAACUGCACCCUGAGGUUUUCAUUGGCUUAUUGCAAUUCGCCUAUCAUGGAAAAUUUCUGCCUGAGACUCCUCUAGAAAUCCUGUGGCAGUUGUACAUUUAUGCCGAGAAUCGUCGUUUGAUCGAUGUCGAAGAUAUCCUCAUGAACCGCAUUGUCAGUACCUACAAGAACAACAAGCCUUCAAUUUUCCCCGAUGCUCGACAUAUGCAACUGGGAUAUAGUAACACGAGAAAGGAUUCUGCCGCUAGGAGGUUCUUGACUAUGUGCUAUGCACAUCUUUUGAAUCGCAAUACACAGUUCCCCGCACAUCCUAUUUGCUACAAUGAGGCGCUGGCGGAUGCGGCUAAGAAUGUCGAUGGUCUUCUGCUUGAAACUCUAAAUCUUAUGAAGUGGAGAGGAACAUCCUAUGAUGCCGACAAAGACGCUAGAGAUGCUUCACCGUGUCUCUAUCACCACCACGCCUGGGGAACAAAAUGUCCCAAUUUCCAAGAAAAGGCAUGA
Molecule: messenger RNA, 753 nt
Organism: Sclerotinia sclerotiorum 1980 UF-70
Lineage: Eukaryota; Fungi; Ascomycota; Leotiomycetes; Helotiales; Sclerotiniaceae
Exons: 1
Coding region: 1-753 (250 amino acids)
Source: RefSeq, a predicted model, not a curated record